Pelobates fuscus (common spadefoot toad) is the source of this 933-nucleotide messenger RNA. Its product is annotated as olfactory receptor 8D1-like. Lineage: Eukaryota; Metazoa; Chordata; Amphibia; Anura; Pelobatidae. Gene Ontology annotation, cellular component: membrane. Gene Ontology annotation, biological process: G protein-coupled receptor signaling pathway. Bases 1 to 933 code for a protein of 310 amino acids. The record is from RefSeq and is a predicted model, not a curated record. Gene Ontology annotation, molecular function: G protein-coupled receptor activity; odorant binding; olfactory receptor activity. The transcript has a single exon.
AUGAACCUCACAAGUCAACCUCCAGUAACCUAUUUCAUUAUUAAGGGGAUAUCGGAUGUCCCAGAACUGCAGGUUCCAAUUUUCCUACUGGUUCUGCUGAUUUAUCUCAUGAUUCUUGGUGGUAACAUGACUAUUUUUCUGCUUGUUUGUAUGGACCAUCACUUGCACACUCCCAUGUACUUCUUCCUGUGUAAUCUCUCCAUCAUGGACAUUAUGUCCAGCACUAUCACCCUACACAAGGUCCUUGUGAAGUUCCUCUCAGGAGACAGCACGGUUUCCCUCCAUGCCUGUAUGACACAAAUAUUUGUUUUUACUUCCUUGGUGUGCAAUGAGCUUCUAAUUCUUACAGCUAUGAGCUAUGAUCGCUAUGUAGCCAUCUGCAACCCAAUGCAUUAUUUAACUAUAAUGAGUGGUAGAGUCUGUGCCACGUUGUCCAUUGCCUGUUGGUUAUGGGGUUUUCUAGUUACUAUCCCUCAUGUAGUUAUACUAUCACAGUUGACAUGUUAUAAAUCAAAGGAAAUAAAUCAUUUUUUCUGUGAUAUUUUACCCCUUUUAAAACUUUCGUGCAAUGACACAUCUCUUUCAAACCUCCUAAUAUUGAUCUGUGGACUUUUUUUGGCAACCUUCCCCUUCCUUUUCACUUUUAUCCCAUAUGGUUUUAUAAUUGCCACCAUUAUGAAGAUUAACUCUACUAGCGGGAAAUAUAAAGCUUUCUACACGUGCUCCUCACACAUCACUCUUGUCAUCCUUCUCUAUUUGACACUUGUCUGCCAGUACCUGAGGCCCAUUUCAAAGGACAGUUUGGAAUCCAAUAAACUCUUCUCUCUCUUUAACACGGCCGCUGUUCCCAUGCUAAACCCGCUGAUAUACAGCUUGAAAAAUAAAGACGUCAAGUCGGCAUUUAGACGCAGAUGGCAUAAAAUUAUAGCUUAA